AUGCUCCGGCAGCUGAGUUUCCUCUUAUUUGUGGCUCUUGUCUCAGGCUGUGGCCGACCUGGCUACAAUCCUGCCAGCCGAGUUGUCAAUGGUGAGGACGCAGUCCCCUAUAGCUGGUCCUGGCAGGUCUCCUUGCAGUAUGAGAAAGAUGGAGCCUUCUACCACACCUGUGGCGGCAGCCUCAUCCACCCAGACUGGGUUAUGACUGCAGGUCACUGCAUCUCGAGCUCCCGGACCUAUCAGGUGGUGUUGGGCGAAUAUGACCGGGCUCAGGAGGAAGGUGUCGAGCAGGUGAUCCCCGUCAAUGCUGAGGACAUCUAUGUGCACCCCCUUUGGAACUCCAACUGCGUGAGCUGUGGCAAUGACAUCGCCCUCAUCAAGCUCUCGCGCAGCGCUCAGCUGGGAGACAAUGUCCAGCUUGCCUGCCUGCCCGCUGCUGGUGACAUCCUACGCAACAAUGAGCCCUGCUACAUCAGUGGCUGGGGCCGUCUGUAUACCAAUGGGCCACUCCCAGACAAGCUGCAGCAGGCCUUGCUGCCCGUGGUGGACUAUGAGCACUGCUCCAGGUUGACCUGGUGGGGCUUCACCGUGAAGAAGACCAUGGUGUGUGCUGGUGGGGACACCCGCUCCGGCUGCAAUGGUGACUCUGGAGGACCCCUCAACUGCCCAGCGGCGGACGGCACCUGGCAGGUCCACGGUGUCACCAGCUUUGUUUCCUCCCUCGGCUGCAACACCCUUAGGAAGCCCACGGUGUUCACUCGAGUCUCAGCCUUCAUUGACUGGAUUGAGGAGACCAUGGCAAACCACUAGAAUGCAGGCCCAGCCAGCAGGGCUAAUCCCA
Otolemur garnettii (small-eared galago) is the source of this 841-nucleotide messenger RNA. Its product is annotated as proproteinase E. Bases 1 to 810 code for a protein of 269 amino acids. Gene Ontology annotation, molecular function: serine-type endopeptidase activity. The transcript has 8 exons. The record is from RefSeq and is a predicted model, not a curated record. Gene Ontology annotation, biological process: proteolysis. Lineage: Eukaryota; Metazoa; Chordata; Mammalia; Primates; Galagidae.